AUGGCGGAUACUGCCGAACCAACAAUUCAAAAACAACGCAAGUCCGUCGCAUUCAGUGAGGGAACCAUCAUUAUGGACACGAACGGCGAGGUCACACAAAAGCUCGAGAAGCCUGUUGAGGAGCAAGCAGACAAGGCCGUUGACGAAGUCACCGAUCUAUUCAAGGGUCUGUCAAAAAAGAAGAAGACCAAGAAGCCCAAGGACGAUGCCGCCGACGACGAAGCCCCCGCCGCCGCGGACGGCGAAUUCGACCCCACAGCCCUGAAAAAGAAGAAGAAGAAGCCCAAGAAGGUCGACGCCGGCGACUUCGAGGCUAAGCUCGCCGAGGCCGGUAUCGCAGAGAAGGAAACCGAGGAGAAGGAGACAGAAGUCCCCGAGGGCGACCUUGAGGCCGGCACGGGUAUCUGGGCCCACGACGCAACCCAGGCGAUCCCAUACUCGCUACUCGUUUCGCGAUUCUUCUCCCUCAUCCAGAGUCACCACCCCGAUCUCUUGUCCAGCGGAACUAAGAGCUACAAGAUCCCCCCGCCGCAGUGUCUGCGUGAGGGUAACCGACGUACUAUUUUCGCCAACAUUGCCGAUAUCUGCAAGCGCAUGAAGCGAUCCGACGACCACGUUAUGCAGUUCUUGUUCGCUGAAUUGGGUACCAGUGGCAGUGUUGACGGAAGCAGACGUCUGGUUAUCAAGGGUCGUUUCCAGCAGAAGCAGAUUGAGAACGUUCUUAGACGGUAUAUCGUCGAAUAUGUUACCUGCAAAACCUGCCGCAGUCCCGACACAGAACUCAACAAGGGAGAGAACCGUCUGUACUUCGUCACCUGCAACUCGUGCGGUUCCCGCCGUUCCGUCGCCGCCAUCAAGACCGGUUUCCGUGGCCAAGUCGGCCGCAGAAAGAGACAGGGUUAG
Aspergillus calidoustus is the source of this 903-nucleotide messenger RNA. NCBI's taxonomy places the organism in Eukaryota, Fungi, Ascomycota, Eurotiomycetes, Eurotiales, Aspergillaceae. The record is from the annotation of a GenBank genome assembly.